AAAUUACUACUUCUAAAAAAAAAAAAAAAAAAAAUAGAAAAUUAAAAAAAUUAUUCCCCCCUGAGGAGCGGGAUAGGCUUUUUUUCCCCCCUCAAGAGGUUAAGAUACCCCCCCGCCCCGCUCCUUCCCCCCGCCUCCCAGCCAACUCCCACCGCCCCUGAGGGGAGGCGGGCGGCCGCCGUACCUGCCGCCCUCUGCCCGGGGAGGAGCGCGCCGCGCCCCGGCCCCACGGCACCGGCACCGGCGGCCGCCGAGCAGGACUUUGUCUAAGUGUGAGCGCAGCACUGUGGCAGUGACACUGUAGAAGGAGACCUGUGGGAAGCUUUUGGAUCAGAGCUUGUCUACAUCUGGUGCCUGGGCAAGGACAUAGACUUCGUCUAUAUUUUUCAUAACUGCGUGAAGCUAGAAAACCUAACGGAUGCCUGUGCCGCCGCCGCCGCCACCACCUCCUCCUCCACCACCACCUUCUGGAGGGCCCCCUCCACCACUGCCUCUGGCAAGUUCAGAGAUACCAAAACUGCGGAAGGAAGACCAAAAAGCACGAAACGCACUGUUAGCUGAUAUCCAGCAGGGAACACGCCUAAGAAAAGUGACUCAAAUCAAUGACCGCAGUGCACCACAGAUUGAAAAACCCAAAGGAACUAACAGAGAUGGAGUUAAUCCAGCUAUUAACAAAGGCGGCUCUCAGCAGCCUCUGGGAGGCUUGUUUGCUGGUGGCUUUCCUGUUCUCAGACCAGCAGGCCAGAGGGACAUGCCGGCUGGGAGGCCUGGGCAGCUUCCUGGAGUCCGAGCAGCAGCUCCCAAGCCCUCCGCCCCACCGAACAGCAGCGUUGCGAAGGCGAGCAGUAACCCCUCGCAUCCAGCCGAAGGCCCAAGGGCAGCUGUCCUGCCAGAGCCCCCCAGCAUCUCCCGAGCCGGAGCCAGCCCUGGGCGUCCCAGCCUGCCCACCCCGCCUCCACCACCUCCUGCUUCCAGCAAACCUUCCCUCACUUUCCCUCCUCCUCCCCCUCUCCCCCCUCCAGCCGAACGCCCUCCCAAGGGGGUGUCCCCCAAUGCUCCUACUCAGCCCCUGCUCCCUCCUCAGCCCCUGCUCCCCCCUCAGCCCCCUCUCCCUCCUCCUCAGGCUGACAAACCCACCAAGUUUCAAGCAGGUGCUUCACAGCUGCCGCCGCCUCCUCCUCCUCCUCCCCUGCCACUCAUGCCCCCCUGCGGGUUUCCAGGCAGGACAACUGAUUUCUCUGCUGCUGCUUCCUCUCCAUCUGAAGGAAGGGACUGUCCACCACCCACACUGCCCCCCCUGCCUCCUCCUCCUCCGCCACACACGCACUCCCUGACCUCAAACAGGCUCUCCUUUCCACCCUCCCCAGCCUUUAACAGCGCUCUCAGCAGUGCUGACGUGCCCCCUCCGCUGCCCCCCAAGUCUCCCCACUUGCUGUCACAGUUCCAUAAGCCAAGCAGUAUUCAGUCGCUGCCGCUUCCUCCCACCCCCGGACUCCCUCAGCCCGCAGUGGUGGCCGAGACUAGGAAGAAGAGACCUGGCCGAGGCGCAGGAACUGGUGCUGGGAAGCUGGCCGUUCCUCCGCAGCCACCAGCAAGAUCACCAACAACUGAACUCACAAGCAAGUCUGGAGUCUCAGCCUGGGCUACAGCUCAUGACCCCUACCCACCACUUAAAAAUGGAAAUAUGCACAUCAUUGAUGACUUCGAAUCUAAAUUUACUUUCCAUUCUGUGGAAGACUUCCCCCCACCUGAUGAAUUCAAGCCAUUUCAGAAAAUAUAUCCCAGCAAGAUAGCUAGAGAUCCCUCUAAAAAUCCUCCAUUAAGAACACAUGUGAGAUGAGUCUUCUGAUGCUCUCUGGAUUGGUAUUAAAAAAGAACAUCAAGACAAUAUAUAAAGCAGAAGGGGUCCCCACUACAGCGACAGCGAUUAUAUUUGAAUUGCGAGUGCUACAAUGUUGACAUCUCUAUGAACUGGAAAAGCAAUGUAAAUGAUACUUUUUGACCUGGCUGACAUGCCAGAAUGUCAGCACAGGCUUUUAAAUUGUUGUAUAUAGGUGGAUAUUUUUUAAGCAAAGCAGCAUCAAAUUUAAAUUCUUUGUAGUGUUGAAACAAUUCUCAUUCUUACCACGCUGACAGAUGCUACCUUAGAAUACUUUUCGUAUUACAUGCCUGUAGUUCAUUUUUCCCCUUCCAUCAUCAGUUUUAAGUAUUUUGGAAAUUCUCCAGUUCUUAUUCAGACAUUUUUCAAUGAACCAGCAGAAACUAAUGUGAUACUUCUUUUAGCCUCUUUGUAUGUUUCCUCACUUCUAUUCCCCCUAUCCUCGGAUGGCAGCAGAAUGUCGCUCUCCUGAACAGAUGGGCCCGCAAUCCUUUUCUCAUCAAGCAUGAAGAGGAAGGAGAUUACAAGUUGUGGCUGCUGUUGAGCCUACCUCCUACUGAUUACAGAGCCUUAUAGGAUAGUGUCUGAAGAAGCCCAGCUGGGUAGGGUGGUCAUGGACUUGACAACGACAGAACUUUUCCAAACUGGAGGGAAAUAAAUUUGUUCUACUGUAAGACACACAAAAAAAACCCCCCAAACCUGCUGUGUGUGACUGCACGUGCCAUGAUGUACGUAAGGGCGUGUCCUGUCUUCUCCUGUUGGCAAAGUGGAUGUUACCAGUUUCUCUGACAGCCUAUCCUUACCCAGCUGUUAGGAGACCUUUGGCUGAGGGGUCCAACGCUUACCUUUUAAACAGGCUGCUAGAGCUACUGUUGUUCACCCACAGCAGCAGUGAGGAUUCAUUGUCCAAAAGACAGAGUAUGAAAGAAGGAGUCCCCAAAGUGAUUGUUCCCGUGAAUAGAGUUGGUUGGAAAAAAGUAACAGCCUAGCAGCGGACAAGUCUUGGAGCUUCCACUUUUAAUAUGCAGCCUGGGGUAAGGGCUUUGGAUCACAGAUGUUCAGCUCUGGUCAUACGAUACCUACUUCCAGCAAGAAUUACCCUUAUUCUUGUGCAUUUCACUGCAUUAGGUGGAGUGAUGCCAGCAGGUUGAGGGAGGCGAUCCUUCCCCUCUACUCAGUACUGGUGAGGCCACACCUGGAGCACUGGGUCCAGUUCUGGGCUCCCCAGUACAAGGGAGACAUGGACAUACUGGACAGAGUCCUACAAAGGGCCACAAAGAUGAAGAAGGGAGAGGAGCGUCUCUCCUGUGAGGAGAGGCUGAGAGCGCUGGGACCAUACGGCCUGGAGAAGAGGAGGCUCAGAGGGGAUCUCAUCAAUGUGUAUAAAUACUUGAAGGGAGGGUGUGAAGACCGAGCCCAGCUCUUUUCCGGCAUACCUGUGACAGGACCAGAGGCAGUGGGCACAGACUGAAACAUCAGGAAACACUUUCUUACUGUGGGGGGUGACAGAGACAGAGCACUGGCGCAGGUUGCCCAGGGAGGUUGUGGAGUCUCCAUGCUUGGAGAUAUUAAAAAGCUGCCUAGAGGAGGUCCUGAGCAACUGCCUGUAGGUGGCCUUGCUUGAGCAAGGGAUGUUGGACCAGAUGACCUCCAGAGGUCCCUUCUAACUUCAACCACUCCUUGAUUCCUCUUCUUACAGCUUUCCAGGGUUCACCAGCUUAAGCAAGGGCACUGCUGUUGCACUGGUGCUAACAGCCAGGUAAUUUACAGUUAUGGUAUUAUUUAUGUAAUUGCCAUAAAUUCCCCUCAGCUGCAGCUGUAGUAAACAUUAUCAAUCUUUCCACUGGCCCUGCCUUUGAACAAAAGGAUUUGGAAAAGACAGGUAACUGCAUCUUUACAGAUCUCUGCUUUUCUCUUAGUUCUUGCAACAGCUCCAUUACGCUCUAACUCCUACUCCCGCACCCAUGCUUGCUCAUGGUGUGGAGAUGGUGUAAGGGUAAGAAGCUCUUUACCUGUAGGACUCUUCAGAAAGCAUUAUUAGCCUUUUCUAGCCUGCUGUGAUACCUUGUUGUUCAUGUGAAAAGAAAAAAAAGUGAUGCUUUGACCAAUACUUACUGUCACACCAUUACUGUAGUUACUUGAUAAAUAUGCAUGAAUACACUAGCAAGCAGGGGUCAGCAUAUACACUGCUUCUCAAACAACUGGAGAAGUUUAAUACUGCUUUGAAGAAAAUUUUGUUAUAGUACUAUUAAAGGUGACUUAUUGUUGGUUCUCA
Molecule: messenger RNA, 4154 nt
Organism: Phalacrocorax carbo (great cormorant)
Lineage: Eukaryota; Metazoa; Chordata; Aves; Suliformes; Phalacrocoracidae
Source: RefSeq, a predicted model, not a curated record